UCCCUUCCUCCCUUAAAAUAAAAAAUGUAAAAAAGAGAGAGAGCGAGAGAUGAGGAUAAUUUGAUGACACUCCCUGCCACUGGUAAUUUUUCAUUAUAUCGACUCUCCAGCAGAGACCGCGCCUGCGCUCCUGCUCCCUUCCGAACAAGGCUUCACCAAUCCUGGCUCUGGCUCCAUCCCCGGCUCGGCGUCCCACAGGCCAGCGCUAAUAAGUCGCCUAGCUGUCCAGUAAUGGGGGAGUGAUCGAGGGGGGAGACGCUUGCUGCUGUGUGAAAGCCCGUGAGGAAGUUGAGGGGAGAAAAGCAGCUCCACGCCGCGCCGGACCGGACAGCUCCACAGAGACACAUCCUACAGUUGCUGUUGUUGAGUAGCCCUUAAAAAAAGAAAAAAGAAAAGAAAAAAGGGAAGAGAAAAAAAGCGCACAGUGAUGGAGAGAAAGCGUCCCGGCAUGCCGUCUGGAGCGAGAAUGCCCCACCAGGGAGCUCCCAUGGGCCCCCCCGGCCCGCCGUACGGAGGUAGCCCGGCGGUGCGACCCGGCCUGCCCUCCCCGGUGAUGGAGCCCAGCCGUAAGAGGCCUGCCCCCUCCCAGCAGGUCCAGCAGCAGCAGCAGCAGCAACAGCAGCAGCAGCAGCAGCAGGCCGUCCAGAACCGUGCCAGAAAGAAGCCAGUCGGAUUCCCCGGAGCCAAUGAGAUGCCGGCGAGGCAGAUGGACAUGAGAGAGCCCCAAUCAGAUCCCACGCUCGGAUCAAAUGCUAAGAGAAGGAAAAUGGCAGACAAGAUUCUUCCGCAAAGGAUCCGUGAGCUGGUCCCUGAGUCUCAGGCCUACAUGGACCUGCUUGCAUUUGAGCGCAAGCUGGACCAGACCAUCAUGCGCAAACGCGUGGACAUCCAGGAGGCCCUGAAGAGGCCGAUGAAGCAGCAGAAGCGUAAACUGAGGCUUUACAUUUCCAACACCUUCAACCCUGCCAGACCUGACGCAGAUGACUCUGAUGGCAGCAUUGCGUCAUGGGAACUGCGAGUAGAAGGGAAGUUGCUGGAUGAUCCGGGGAAGCAGAAGAAGAAAUUCUCUUCGUUUUUCAAGAGCCUGGUGAUCGAGCUGGAUAAAGACCUGUACGGUCCCGACAACCACCUGGUCGAGUGGCACCGCACGCCCACCACCCAGGAGACGGACGGCUUCCAGGUGAAGCGGCCAGGAGACGUGAGCGUGCGCUGCACUCUGCUGCUGAUGCUGGAAUACCAGCCUCCCCAGUUUAAGCUGGACCCUCGCCUGGCUCGCCUGCUCGGCAUUCACACUCAGACUCGCUCCUGCAUCAUCCAGGCCCUCUGGCAGUACGUGAAGACCAACAAGCUGCAGGACUCACAUGACAAGGAGUACAUCAACUGUGACAAGUAUUUCCAACAGAUUUUUGACUGCCCUCGGCUGAAGUUCUCUGAGAUCCCUCAGCGCCUCACCAACCUCCUCCUGCCCCCUGACCCCAUCGUCAUCAACCACGUUAUCAGCGUGGAUCCCAACGACCAGAAGAAGACGGCCUGCUACGACAUUGACGUGGAGGUGGACGACCCCCUGAAGAGCCAGAUGAGCAGCUUCCUCCUCUCCACCGCCAACCAGCAGGAAAUUGCCUCACUCGACAACAAGAUCCAUGAGACCAUCGAGUCCAUCAACCAGCUGAAGAUCCAGAGGGACUUCAUGCUGAGUUUCUCCAGAGAUCCCAAGGGCUACAUCCAGGACUGGCUCAAAUCCCAGAGCCGAGACUUUAAGUUAAUGACAGAUGUGGUGGGGAACCCUGAAGAGGAGCGGAGGGCGGCGUUCUACCACGAACCCUGGUCCCAGGAGGCCGUCAGCCGCUAUUUCUACUGCAAGAUCCAGCAGAGGAGACAGGAGCUGGAACAGGCCUUAGCGGUCCGCAACACCUAAACAAAAGAGGCCCUCCUGGAUUCCUGAGUCUGAUUUCAGAGCCGCUCCUGUGUGUGUGUGUGUGUGUGUGUGUGUGUGUGUGUGUGUGUGUGUGUGUGUGUGUGUGUGUGUGUGUGUAUGUGUGUGUGUGUGAGGUCAUUGCUGAUGUCUGGUGAUUCCUUAAACCUCUACAGUCUAAAGGAGGCUUCAUCUCAGAGGUGACUAAUCAAUUUCAUAGCUGUGUUUUGAAGUUAAAUCAGAGGAGGGGUUCACCAGACAGCAGCAGCGUACUGUGGUCGCCCAUCUCCUCCACGUCCCGUUUUAGCGCAGGACUGCGAAGGCAUCGCGGUUGAAAGCGUGGAUUCAGCCCCUCGGAGGUCGACGCCAGUUUCCGCUCUGUAAAUAAACGUCACUAGAAAAGCUCCCUCUCGACCAGCUGCUCGCACGCCACUGUGUUUUCGGAUUCUCGUCUCAAGACUGUGCAGUGACAAACGCUCAUGAUGUAACCCGCUGACACAGUCAGACCCCCGCGGCUACUCUGGAUGAGUCUUUAUUUUGUUUUUGUAUUCUUUUUGGAGAGAGUGCUUUUCCUUUGUCCUCGUUAGGGGGAGAGCGUGCUUGAAUUGCCGAUUAAUUACACCAGCAAAGUCGCGACGACAGCGUGACGCACCGGGUGGUUGCACAGGAUGCUGCGUGUAAACCAGAGGUGUGGAUAGAAAAAAAAAAGAAUAGAAAAAAAAGACUUCUUUUUACAGUAAAUUAACCAAACUGAAGUAUUAUGACGUUAUCAGCUCCAUCUGUUUAUACUGUAGUAAGAAUAAGUGUUUCAAUGAAGGGAAAAAAAACAAACAGUAUUGAUCCUGAACAUAAUAAUCAUAGAGAAACAGAUAUGCCUCUAAAUGUUCUGUCACUCACUGCCUCUUUGUCGCGUCGUACUUUUUGCCCGUUAGCGUCCCGAAGGUUUUACCAAAGGUUGCAGCGAAGAGAGAGAGCGAUCACUGAAACAGACGUUGGCAAAAUCCCAGACCUGGGUUUAACAGAAACGACUGAAUAAAUCCAAACACGCCAGAGUAUUUAAAAAAAAGUGCUCCCAAAAGCUUUCCUUAACUCUUGAACUCUUGCAUCAGUGAACUUUUAAGCUCAGGUCUGUAGAUUUUUGUCUAUUUCUGCAUUUUUUUUAUGUUACAAACACACGCAUUAAAAGAAAAAAGAGAGGAAUGAAUUUCUUUUUUACAGAUGUGAAUGUAAAUAUGUUUUUUUUUCCUUCCCCUUAAGAGGGCCAGCUGUACAGUAUACGACAGACUAUCUGUGUGUGCGCGUGUGUGUGAGCGUGUGUUUGUUUUGGAGGAUUUCGGGAGGGGGUGUUGCAGUAUGGGAGCUCCAUGAGUUUUGAGUUAGUAGGGCAGGAAUGUUACUGUUCUUCUGUGUACUAUCUUGGGUUCGGGGUGAUUUAUUUUAGGUCCAUCCCGUGUGCAUCGUGGGAGCUGGAAGCUGCAACAGAGAGAGAGCCCUCCCUCGCUCUGAGUCUCAGUAGCUGUAACUCGUGAUAUAAUCUGCACCGUUCUCAUGUUACACCUGUUUUGUUUUUGUUUUUUUUAAAUGACACUUGAGUUGUAUGUAUAUGUUGUAAUGUCAGGAUGGAGGAUUUUCUUCUCUGCAGUUUCUAGAUUGGGUGGGCUAGUGGGUGGAGGGGGGGGGAAUUUCUUUGCACUGUGCUGUAACUCUUUGUCGGGACUCUCUUCGUCACGGUUGAGACCCCUUUUAUCAUCCCAGCGUACUCAAAAAGGCGAUUGGACGAUUUCACGACGACCUAUGCAUGCUUCAUGGACGUUCACUAUCACACUUUGCGAGACGGUCUGUGUAAAUAUGAAAAGCUGGCAUACCAGCGUGAGUGUGAGUGUGUGUGUGUGACGAGAGCGAGACCUGUCACAUUUGUUGAAAUGCCUUCUGAAAACCUUUUUUGCCAAAAAAAAAAACUACAAAAAAAUCCAACAUACCCUACCAGCAACUAACUGUAGGUGUGACUUUUCUGAGCGUGUUUUUGUUACUAGGACUAAAUUAUAUUAACUGCACUCUUUAGAGGAGAAAAAGUAGUCAUAGGUAGUAUUUCGGUCCUGUGUCUGACCCAGUGAUUUUUUUUUAAUUUUAUUAUUAUGAUUUUGUUUUUCUUUGUGUGGAUGGCCGAGGCCUUCAUGUUGCUGUUCACUAGCACCCUCUUGUGGAGGAAUCUACGAGCUGCAGCUCCUCGGCUUCGAGCGGUGUCUGAUAAAAGUGUUAACAAACUGCUGUGUCUUCUGUCACUAAACCCUGGUGUACUGUUGACAUGUCUGUCUCGAUCCGUGCAUGUGUUCCCGAAGAGCGGGAGCUGCUCUUUUUCUCUGUUUACACUGUUGUCAGAGGGUCGCCGACAGGAAGGUUAUAGUAUACAUAAUGCUGUAUAUCUGUAAAGAGCAAAACUUGUUUGGUGAUUACAUACUACAGAAAAAAAAGGGAAAACAGCUGUGACACUGCGAGACAGCCUGGAUGUAAAUAAAGAAGCGCUUGCCAAAGUUUGUAAAUGA
Molecule: messenger RNA, 4455 nt
Organism: Pelmatolapia mariae (spotted tilapia)
Lineage: Eukaryota; Metazoa; Chordata; Actinopteri; Cichliformes; Cichlidae
Gene: smarcd3b
Product: SWI/SNF related, matrix associated, actin dependent regulator of chromatin, subfamily d, member 3b
Exons: 14
Coding region: 428-1915 (495 amino acids)
Biological process (GO): regulation of transcription by RNA polymerase II
Cellular component (GO): SWI/SNF complex; nucleus
Molecular function (GO): transcription coregulator activity
Source: RefSeq, a predicted model, not a curated record